Messenger RNA from Lodderomyces orthopsilosis Co 90-125, 1560 nucleotides. RefSeq lists its product as uncharacterized. The transcript has a single exon. Lineage: Eukaryota; Fungi; Ascomycota; Pichiomycetes; Serinales; Debaryomycetaceae. The record is from RefSeq and is a predicted model, not a curated record. Gene Ontology annotation, cellular component: fungal-type vacuole. Gene Ontology annotation, biological process: proteolysis. Gene Ontology annotation, molecular function: serine-type carboxypeptidase activity. Bases 1 to 1560 code for a protein of 519 amino acids.
AUGAGAGUAUUUAGUACUGCCGCAGCUGCUUUAGCUGUAUUUGGAAUCACUUCCGGGUUACAGCAACCCUUGGCAAUGGACACGUUCCCAUUGAAAUAUCAGGCUGGGGAUGAGGUGCUUGUGAAAGCUUCAAAGUAUCUCAACGCGCCAUUGAGUGGUUUGACGGAAGAGAUAAGGGAAUUGUGGAAGCAGUUUGUUUACCAUACCGAUAUCGUGGAUGGUUUAAAGAGCAGUGGUGGUUUUUCAAAAAUAACAAAGCAACCCUUUGAUUUCUACGUCAAAGAUCAAACUUUGCCAAACCACCAAUUGAGAAUCAAAUCGACACCAGAAAACUUGGGACUUGAUACAGUUCAACAGUACACUGGUUACUUGGAUAUUGAAGAUGAGGAGAAACACUUUUUCUUCUGGACUUUCGAAAGCAGGAAUGACCCUACAAAUGACCCAGUUAUUUUGUGGUUAACUGGUGGACCAGGUUGCUCAUCAUCUAUGGGGUUGUUUUUUGAAUUAGGUCCUUCAUCAAUCGACAAGGACAUUAGGCCAGUAUUCAACCCAUAUUCUUGGAACAACAACGCUACUGUCAUAUUUUUGGACCAACCGGCAAAUACAGGCUACUCUUACACAGAGAAGCCUGUGUCGGACACUGUCGCUGCUGGUAAGGAUGUGUACGCCUUUUUGGAAUUGUUUUUCAAACAAUUUCCACAAUAUGCCAAGUUAGAUUUCCACAUUGCUGCUGAAUCUUAUGGUGGUCAUUAUGCGCCUGUUUACGCAAGUGAAAUUUUGAGCCACCCGGAACGUUCAUUCAACUUGACAUCCGUCUUGAUUGGUAACGGUUUGACCGAUACCUUAGUUCAAUAUGAGUACUACCAGCCGAUGGCUUGUGGUGAAGGUGGUUCAGAAGCCGUUGUUGACCCUCAGCAAUGUCAAAUAAUGGAUGCCACAAAGCCUCUCUGUUUGGCACUUAUUAAGCAGUGUUACGACACUGAGUCUGUUUGGACAUGCUUCCCUGCCACUGUUUAUUGUAACGAGGCACAAAUGGGACCUUAUCAAAGGGCGGGUUAUAACUUGUACGAUGUUAGGCUCAAGUGUGACGGUUCGCAAUUGUGCUAUGAGAGCUUCGACUACAUUGAAAAGUACUUGAACAAGCCAGAAGUUUUAGAGGCAGUUGGUGCUGAGGUUUCAGGUCACGAGUCUUGCGAUGAUGGUCUCGCGGCAAGCUUUAUGUACUCUGGUGACUGGAUGAAGCCGUACUACAAAAAGGUGAUUGAUGUUUUGGAAAAGGGUGUUCCAGUAUUGAUUUAUGCUGGUGAUAAAGACUUUAUUUGCAACUGGUUAGGCGAACAGGCUUGGACUAACAGGUUACAAUGGAGUGGUUCACAAGGAUUUUCCAAGGCAUCAAUUAGAAAGUGGGAAGUAGAUGGUGAGCAUGCUGGAAAUGUCAAAAAUUAUGACAAUUUCACAUUCUUGAGAAUAUUCGGCGCCGGUCACAUGGCUCCACAUGACAAACCAGAAAACUCGCUUGACAUGGUCAACAGGUGGAUCAAUGGUGAUCACAAAUUGUAG